GAAGAAGAAUUAGUGAAUUUAAGAAAAUUGUAUGCAGAGAGUAAAGAAGCAAACGAAUCUUUUGAAAAAGAUCGCGACCAAUUAAAAACCUUGUUAGAAACAGAAAGGAGUGAAAGAAAACAGGAAGUAUCUGAUCUUGAAGAAGCCAGAGAACUUCUGAUCUCUCAGAAACUUGAACAACAAAAUAAAAUGGUGGCUCUACAGACAUUACUAGAUGAGAAAAAAGGAGAACAAGAUAAGAUAAAAGAAGAAGCUGAAAAGUUACAAGAAAAACUUAAACACGAAAAUGAAAGUUUAAAAAAACACUCAGAAAAUAGUGAGAAGAAGAUGAAAGAAAGAGAGAAGCAGUAUGAAGAAGAUAACGUGAGAACGGAAAUGCAGCUGUCAGUAUUAAAUGAAAACCUUACGACAAUCCGCGGAGAUUUGACCGUGACCCAACAACAGCUUGACGACGCCAAUAAACUGAACGAUGAAUUGAAGGGUGAAAAAUUAGAAUUAGACGCGAAAUUAGCCAAUAAUAAUGAUGAAAGACGUCUGCUUGUAGAAAGAUGUUUAGCAAGUGAAACAGAAUGUGAGAGACUACGAGAGAAAGUGACGGAAUUGAGGCGGAAACUGGAUGAUACUGAGGCUGCACUACAGGAACUGGGCCGUGAAAAUCAAACAUUGCAGAUAACAUCAACUAAAGUAACCAAUAGAAAAUGGACAGAUGAUACAGAAGCAACAGACUGUUCGGCAUGUCGUAAAGCUUUCUCUGUCACCAACAGACGGCAUCAUUGCCGUAACUGUGGACAUAUCUUCUGUAAUGACUGCUCGUCCAAAACAGUGCCUCUGGCGGCGUCGAAAAAACCUGUGCGUGUGUGCGAUGCCUGUUUUACAGAGGUCAGCAACAAAAGAUGA
Molecule: messenger RNA, 897 nt
Organism: Lottia gigantea (owl limpet)
Lineage: Eukaryota; Metazoa; Mollusca; Gastropoda; Lottiidae
Exons: 7
Biological process (GO): endocytosis
Cellular component (GO): early endosome
Molecular function (GO): 1-phosphatidylinositol binding; metal ion binding
Source: RefSeq, a predicted model, not a curated record